Molecule: messenger RNA, 2233 nt
Organism: Aspergillus welwitschiae
Lineage: Eukaryota; Fungi; Ascomycota; Eurotiomycetes; Eurotiales; Aspergillaceae
Gene: erg4
Product: c-24(28) sterol reductase
Exons: 5
Coding region: 149-1774 (541 amino acids)
Biological process (GO): ergosterol biosynthetic process
Cellular component (GO): endoplasmic reticulum membrane
Molecular function (GO): Delta24(24-1) sterol reductase activity
Source: RefSeq, a predicted model, not a curated record
UGUUGUUGUUGUUCUUCCUUGCGACCGCCUAAAGAUUCUCCCUCGUCUCCCUAACCUUCUCCUCGCAUCAAUUGUGCCCAUUCUUCCCUUCGCUUACACUCAAUCAUUAUAGAACCCUCGGCUUGAGGCCUCUUAUGGUCAGCACACAAUGACCGUCACUCGAUCCCAAACGGGGAAAACCCCAAAGAAAAUGGAGCGGCCCGGCUUCGUCGAGACACCUGGCCGCCGAGUAACCCGCAGCGCAAGCGCCAGAUUGUCGGAGGAGCCUUCCGACUCAACAGCUGAAGGAUCGAAGUCGACAACCCGGAGACGCACUUCUGUCAAGAUCAAGACUGAACCUGUGGAGGAAGAAUCAAAGCCCUUUGCGACCAAUGGUCAUGCCGACGGUUCUGAUGUCAAAAAGGCUCGGAUUGUGGAUGGGUGGGAAGAAGGGAAGGACCCCAAAGUCGACUACAGUGGCCACUUUGAAUUUGGAGGAUCCUUCGGUGUCGCGUCCAUGAUGAUCGGAUUUCCGCUACUGAUGUACUACAUGUGGAUUGGUGCCACCUACUACGAUGGCAAGUUUCCUCGCCCCGCCGAAGGACAAAGUAUGUCGGACUUCUUUGCGCAUCUGGGACACCUGGUAUAUGAAGGUGCUUUCCCGUCUCUCAAGGCUUGGACGAUCUACUGGGUGUUCUUCAUCUUUGAGGGAAUUUGCUACCUCUAUCUCCCCGGUAUCACCGUGAUGGGUCGUCCUUUGCCGCACUUGGGAGGCAAGCAGCUGCCAUACUACUGCUCUGCUGUUUGGUCCUUCUACACCACUAUCGCGCUGGCCUCCCUGCUUCAUAUUACUGGUAUCUUCAAGUUGUACACUAUCAUUGACGAGUUCGGCCCUCUCAUGAGCGUCGCUAUCCUUUCUGGGUUCCUUGUUGCUUUCGUGGCCUACUUUUCGGCAUUGGCACGCGGGGCGCAACAUCGCAUGACCGGGCACCACGUCUACGAUUUCUUCAUGGGUGCCGAGCUCAACCCAAGAAUGUUUGGCAUUCUGGACUUCAAAAUGUUCUUUGAAGUUCGCCUUCCUUGGUACAUUCUGCUCUUCGUUACCUUGGGUGCCGCGGCCAGACAGUAUGAAGUCUACGGCUACGUCUCUGGUGAAGUUGGUUUCCUUCUCAUGGCGCACUUCUUGUAUGCGAACGCCUGCUCUAAGGGUGAAGAGUGCAUUGUGUCUACAUGGGACAUGUACUACGAAAAAUGGGGUUUCAUGCUGAUCUUCUGGAACCUCGCUGGUGUUCCCCUGAGCUACUGCCACUGCACAAUCUACCUGGCCAACCACGACCCGGCCACGUACCACUGGAACCGCUACUUCCUCACAUUCCUCUACGUCGCCUACCUCUUCGUGUACUGGGUGUGGGAUACGACCAAUAGUCAGAAGAACCGUUACCGCCAACAGGAGCGUGGAACGAUGGUGUUCCGCAGCACUUUCCCGCAGCUGCCUUGGCAGACCCUGAAGAACCCCAAGACUAUCACGGCUGAGGAUGGUUCGAAGAUCCUCGUCGACGGCUGGUAUGGCAAGGCACGCAAGAUCCACUACACCUGUGACCUGUACUUUGCCCUCAACUGGGGCCUCAUUACUGGGUUCAGUAGCCCCUUCCCUUGGUUCUAUCCUCUGUUCUUCGCCUGCAUGAUCACUCACCGUGCGAUGCGUGAUAUCGAGCGUUGCCGGAACAAGUACGGCGAGGCCUGGAGGGAGUACGAGAGACAGGUUCCUUACCUGUUUAUCCCGUAUGUGUUCUAAGCGUCUCGAUGCGCCAGCCCACUCCUCAGCGCAACCUGGGGUUUCAUAUCUCCUAGUCUGGGAUGAAGGUAGGGCCUUACAUUUACAAGCUUCAUUGCUUUUGACCGAUCUUAUCAUAUCUUGUUGUAAUCUCUCUUAUUUGCUCGAUCCAUGCGCUCGAGUCCUGACUCGAAUACGCUACAGUACAUGCAUUAUGUCUUGAUUUUAGUUCUGCAUGAGGAUAAUUCCUCAAGUGUCGCAUUUCACCCUUUCCUGUUAGAUCAUGAACAUUCUAUGUACAUUAUUAGAUUGCUUCUUUAUUUUUUCUUUUUCUUUUUUUCUUGAAUCGGCUUCUUUCAUCUUUCAUGUAUUCCCGAACCUAGUUGCAACCAUUAGGUAGCAAGCAUUUUACUGUACCCUAAUUAACAUAAUACCAAAUGGAUAUCAUAUAACCAAACUGCAGUCCAAACAAUGUACAAU